CCGGUUUCACGCACAAUCCCCAACUGUUGUAAUUGUCAAAGGAAAUUUCAUUACAAAUGAAUGGAAGCAUGUCAAACGUUGUGCCAGUCCAGAACACUUGAUAUGAAUAUUCACGAAUGAAUGGAAGCAUGUCGAACGUGCCGCAAUACAUACUUGGCAUCACACCUCGGUUACACCAACAGCCGAGUGACUUGCUCUAACUCUCCAAGUGUACGCCGCGCACCAUGCAUGGCUCGACGUAUAAAUGGCCAGUCAUGCAUCCGUUCUCCCCAGCCACCCAUCCUUACAACCAGGUUAGCAAGCAGUCUUGCGACAAUCUGCCAGUCAACCUAUCUGACAUCGUCCUCAUACAGAAACAAUGUCUUACACCAUCACAGUCCGAAUCAUCGACGCCACCACCGGCAACCCCGGUUUCAAGCUCGUCGAGAAAACCGUGUGGCACUAUGCCAACGGGGGGACGUGGUCCAACACGGAUUCUAUCGAGACCCUCGUCAUGGGCGGCAGCGGCACUUCUGGUGCGCUCCGCUUCAUAAACGGCACCGGGGAAGAGUUCCUCGUGACGCUAGGCAUCCACAACUACAAGAGGUGGUGCGAUAUCGUCACUGACCUCGCGCCUGGAGACACGGGCAUGAAGAUUCAGCCCGAGUACUAUUCGGAUUCCAGUGCCAGGAACCAGAUGCUGUGGAAGCAGCUGGACCACAUCCAGAAGAAGAGCGCAAAAGGAACUUCGGUGGACGUCAAGUACGUCGAGGAGGUCGGAAACUCCUUCGUCGUCCAUAUUUUCAUUUCCUGUUGAAUAUCCCGCGUGCAUUCUCAUACCGAAGGAGUCACAAAUGUAGGAAAGUUGUACGAUUAAAAUUGAAUGGAAAUAACGGCAGACAUCCCCUACUAUGCCUAAAUGCUUCGGCUGGUGCCUUCUUCUGCAUGAGAGCUCUGCAAGGUCCGCAUCGUUGAGUCCGACUGUAUGAUCUUGUUGGGGGUCUGCACCAUUACUUUAUGCUUGCUCUGUGGCAUAAAUCAGAUACAUACUGU
Molecule: messenger RNA, 1032 nt
Organism: Suillus clintonianus
Lineage: Eukaryota; Fungi; Basidiomycota; Agaricomycetes; Boletales; Suillaceae
Product: lectin 2b
Exons: 2
Coding region: 359-796 (145 amino acids)
Source: RefSeq, a predicted model, not a curated record